This is a messenger RNA of Botrytis sinoallii, 735 nucleotides long. RefSeq lists its product as uncharacterized. Lineage: Eukaryota; Fungi; Ascomycota; Leotiomycetes; Helotiales; Sclerotiniaceae. The transcript has 2 exons. Bases 1 to 735 code for a protein of 244 amino acids. The record is from RefSeq and is a predicted model, not a curated record.
AUGAUUGAUGACAACCCAGAUUGGAAGGCUAUCUUGAAAAAGUGUAAGGAGCUUGGGGGAGAGGGCAAUGAAUACACACAUGGUCCGUCCGGAAUCGUCAUACCAAUGCUACAAAAUCGAGCAGAGAAGGUCGCAAAGCGACAAAAUGCGUCAGACUGCCUACCAUCACAACCAUCUGAUGGGGGAUCUUCUUCUACCAAGCAGGAAGUAGGAAGGGCACUACGCACAACUGAAACUCGAGGUAGCGACACUAGUAGGUCUAUACGAACAGAUGAGCGAGAUAAUAGGAAAGAAGGGGAGUCUUCGAGUAACGGACAAUCCCUUCCAGUGCCAAGAUCAUCUGCGAGAUCUUCUUCAGGUAGCAGACAAGAAGAAAAAAGACCAGUACGCGCAACUGAACUUCAAGAUCGUAAAACGAAUCAGCCACUGGCUCCUGCUAGUGGUUCAGGCAACGAUCAAGAAAAGCCUGCAGCCAAAACUGGAGCAAAAUCUACGCGAGAAGGAAGCCAAAGACACAGUCAAGAGAACCGAAUGCCUCAAAAAGCUAGCGUCAAACGUGAUAAUCCAAGUAAUAAGUACAGAGAGCGCAAAGCUCCCGCAAUUAAGGAACUUGAGGAAGGCGAGAUUGUUGAGAUUAAACGUACUGACACUGGAAGAUCCAAUAGUCCAGACAAACGACAUAAUAGAGAUAGUCGUCUAGAAAAGAAUGCCAAGGAGCGCCGAGAAAGGAGCUGA